Molecule: messenger RNA, 2266 nt
Organism: Brassica napus (rape)
Lineage: Eukaryota; Viridiplantae; Streptophyta; Magnoliopsida; Brassicales; Brassicaceae
Product: scarecrow-like protein 32
Exons: 1
Coding region: 790-2046 (418 amino acids)
Biological process (GO): regulation of DNA-templated transcription
Cellular component (GO): nucleus
Molecular function (GO): DNA-binding transcription factor activity; sequence-specific DNA binding
Source: RefSeq, a predicted model, not a curated record
AAAUCAUGUAACCAAUCGUAUGGUUUUAAUAUUCUUUAAUUCGUUGUAAAGUGCAUGCAGUGAUUUUAUUGAUGAAUGCGAUUGUUCAGGGAAAAGAGAAUAAUAGUAACCUAGAUGACAAAAAAACUCAGCCGUACAUACACACAUGAAUACAAUACAAACCAGACACUACAUAUUCACAUGUCACCCGCCUUCAAGCAGUACUCUUUUUUUCCCUACUAUAUACUGCUAUUAUAACAAAAAAACAUAUAUGGAACUUACCACAGCUCGGGUCAACGAUAUAAAAUGCAAUACUUUCCCUAAAUAACAUACCAAAUGAUCGAUCAUAGAAUGCACACCCUACAAUCUAACUAGAGAUUCCUAUUUUUUGCUAUUUCAGACAUAUUGCACAAACAUAUGUGGAUAGAUAUAAUCAUACCGAACAAUUCAGCUAGAUAGAUGUCUAUAUAGUAAAAGCUGCUCUUGUAUUGAUUUGUCCUGCAUAAACGACCGACCGAAACGGUGCGUUUCCCGAUGAUAAGGUUACCACAUACUUACACGGCUCUCUGUAUUGACUCGUCUCUUUCUUUCCACAUCCCUCUCUUUGUCUCGUUUCUCUCUGUUCUUCACUUUUCAGAAUAUUAAAUACAUAAAAUUAAUUAAUCAACGUGAAAAUACAUAAUAUUAUGGACAUGUCGUUUUCGUCACCUUCUCUACGCUUUUUAUUCUUUUUGUUUCCUUAUGUGUCAUGCAAAACCACAAGAAGAAGAGACUAGCUAGUAACACAACUUCUCUCUAAACCGGACCCAAAUGACCAGAACGGGGAUCAUAAGCCCGACCCGGUUCCCUUCUCUCAAAUCCCAACGCUGCGGCAGCGGCGGCGACGCUAGCUUCAUGGAACAGCUCCUCCUCCACUGCGCCACCGCCAUCGACUCCAACGACGCGGCACUGGCUCACCAACUCCUUUGGGUCCUCAACAACAUUGCCUCACCCGACGGCGACUCCUCCACCCAACGACUCACAUCUGCCUUCGUGCGCGCGUUGCUCUCACGUGCCGUCUCCAAAAUCCCCACACUCUUCUCCACCUUCGGAAACACCGUCUUCCAACCGCCGGCAGAUGAAAUACACCGGUUCUCAGUCGUGGAGCUCGCCGGGUUCAUCGACCUAACUCCGUGGCACAGGUUCGGAUUCAUCGCGGCCAACGAGGCGAUCUUAACCGCCGUGGAAGGCUACUCAACGGUUCACAUCGUUGACCUAAGUUUGACUCACUGUAUGCAAAUCCCUACUCUCAUAGACGCCAUGGCAACCAAACUCAACAAGCCACCGCUUCUCAAACUCACCGUCGUCUCCUCCGCCUCCAACUUCCCGCCAUUCAUCAACAUCUCCUACGAAGAUCUCGGUUCAAAGCUCGUCAACUUCGCCACCUCGAGAAACAUAGAAAUGCAGUUCACCAUCAUCCCUUCAACGUACUCCGAUGGCUUCUCCUCCCUCCUCCAACACUUACGGAUGUACCCUACUUCCUACAACGAAGCUCUCGUCGUUAACUGCCACAUGAUGCUCCGUUACAUCCCCGACGAAACCCUAACUCCAUCAUCACCAUCUUCUUUAUCUCUCCGAAACGUGUUCUUGAACCAACUCCGAUCCCUGAACCCCACAAUGGUAACCCUAAUCGAAGAAGACGCAGAUCUCACGUCGGAGAAUCUCGUCACGCGGCUGAGAUCGGCGUUUAACUACUUCUGGAUCCCUUUUGACACGACGGACACCUUUAUGAGCGAGCAGAGGAGGUUGUACGAGGCGGAGAUAAGCUGGAAGAUAGAAAACGUGGUGGCCAAGGAAGGUGUGGAGAGAGUUGAGAGGACGGAGACGAAGGGACGGUGGCUUGAGAGGAUGAGAGAUAAUGAUUUCGGUGGAGUUAGGGUUAGAGAAGAGGCGGCUUCGGAUUUGAAGGCGAUGCUAGGGGAGCACGCCGUUGGAUGGGGAAUGAAAAAGGAUGAUGACGACGAGAGUCUUGUGCUGACGUGGAAAGGUCAUAGUGUUGUGUUUGCUACCGUUUGGGUUCCAAUGUAGUUGGGGUUGAUUUGGUUUUAGAUUUAACUACCGGUUAUGAUUGGAUUUUAGUAUUUAGGAUUGCUGUAUUUUGCGUUAUAUAUAAUUUUAAUUAUGAAGAAUUAGGAUUUUGGACUAACAACUAAACCAUAUAUAUGAGUCAAGAAGCAACUUUAUUGUAGGAAACAAAGCAGUCAAGAACAUAACAAAGUCAGUGACUGGUGUUACAAACUCAAUUCAA